AACUGAAGGUCAAGAUAAAAACUCAAACUCUUCAGGGAAGUCAGGAACGAAAAGGAAAUAUGUUGUCACCGUCCCAGAAAAAUUCUUUUCGAAGGUUAGCAGUGGAGAGAGAUCCAAUGUGUACAAAUGCUUAAUGGGUUGUGUGAAUAAGACCAUUAAUGUAAACCACACAAGUCUUUAUAAUGCUCGCAGACAUAUUGAGACUUUCCACAAACCAAGAUUAGUCGAGUUCAAUUCUUCAUUUGGAGACCAAAGACUUCAGGACAAGACACAUAAUGAAGUUAAGAAUGAUCAGGCUCCGAUUGACAAACAUUUGGUCAGUACAAAAGAUCCUCCAACCUCAAAGCAAAUUUUAACUCAAGACGAGCUAGAUGACAGAAUAAUGAAAUUCAUUGUAAAGGACAUGAACGCUUUAAGAGUUGUUGAAAAGGAAGGUUUUUUGGGGCUCAUGCAGGGCGUUGUCGGAAAGUUAAGGGUUAAGAAAAGGACUUUCUUUACUGAAAAACUGAAGAAAGAGUAUUCUAACUCAAAAACUGCUCUGUGUUUGGCCCUUGAAAAGGCAACUCAUAUCUGUACUACGGCCGACAUGUGGACAGCGCAUAAAAGAAGCUACUUAGGAAUGACAGCCCACUGGAAAGGAGAAGAUUUGAAGAGAAGCAGUGCUUGCCUAGCAGUCCGUCGAGUGAAAGGCCGACAUACUUUCGAUGUAAUUGCGAGUACAAUCAACGAAAUCCACAAAGAAUUCAAGAUUCAAGGGAAGGUAAAUGUUAUGAUAACUGACAGUGGGUCAAACUUCCUGAAGGCUUUUAAAAUAUUUGGAGAGAAUGAAUUGACUGAAGAUCAAGAAAAUUUGCAAUAUGAAGAAGACGAAGAUUACGAGGAGGACGCAGAUGGCGUUGUCUAUUUGGAUUUAGAUAACAUUUUCCAAGAACAUUAUGGAUAAACAUCAUUGGCACAAGAAGAAAUAGUUGAAAACGAAAAUGAGGAUUCUGACACGGAGAUUACUGACGAACCGCAAGAACAGAUUAUUGCCUUACCACGUUAAGUGCCCAUGUCACUUAUUGAACCUUAUAGCAACAACUGAUAUUUCUAAAAUAACGAAUCCAUCCUUUAAGAAAUUGAAAAAAAGUGGAUCGAAAACUCCAAAAAAUUUGGAACAAGCAAUCUCGAAGUUCCUCGGCUUGUGAUUUCAUCAAAGAGAAAUUGGGAUUGCUUUUCAUUUUACACAAUCAAACGAGGUGGAAUUCAUUUUAUGACGCCCUGAACUGUGUUCAAAAAUUUUUUAAGACGAAAACUACGGAGCUGGACGAAACAUUCCGCCACUUUGCAGUCAAUCCCUUAACACAAUCGGAAAAAGAAUUUAUAGCGGAAUACGUACGCAUAAUGGAGCCAUUUACCGAAGCACUUGAUGUUCUACAGAAUGAAGAAAACAUGAGUAUUGGAUGUGUUAUACCCACCAUAAAGCUACUCAUAGAAAAAAUGGAAGAAUUCCGGACUGAUCCUACAAUAAUUUAUUGUGGGCCUCUUGUUUCUGCUGUUCUCCGUGGAUUGCAGACAAGAUUUGAACGCUUACUGACCGAGCAUCAUUUUAUCAUUGCCUCAAUUAGUGACCCAAUGUUUAAAAUGAUAUGGGUAGAUGAUAUUCUCAAAGCUGAGUAUACUUCAUUACUAAAAGGAGCAGUCAGACGUUUCAAGGAUAGUCAGCCACAUUCGUGUUCGUCUACAGUUGACAUCCCAAAUUGUCUAUCACCGAAAAAGAAGCGUUUCCUUGACGGAUUAAAUCGGCGUGCGUCAACGGAAGUCGAUGAGGUGGAGAAAUAUUUGACAGAUGAGGCAAUUGACAUCGAUGCAUUAGAUCGCUUUCCCAACAUUAAGAUGGUUUACAGAGAGUACAACAGUGGCAUCCCUUCUUCUGCAGCAUGUGAAAGAUUGUUCAGCACAGCAGGUCUUAUAUUCACUGCAAAAAGAUGCAAUCUUUCUGAUAAAAAUUUUGAAAUGUUAGUAUUUCUCAAGUUGAAUGAGUCGUGUUGUCGUGAGUGGGCCUGUAAUCCAUCAAAAACGAGCACUAGAAGUAACAGGAAAUAACUGUGUAACAAGAUUUGUAAUUGUUUUGAUGGACAGUGGAGUCACUCCAGAAAUACAAUGUUUUGGUGA
Messenger RNA from Daphnia pulicaria, 2154 nucleotides. RefSeq lists its product as uncharacterized. The record is from RefSeq and is a predicted model, not a curated record. Bases 134 to 943 code for a protein of 269 amino acids. The transcript is spliced from 5 exons. NCBI's taxonomy places the organism in Eukaryota, Metazoa, Arthropoda, Branchiopoda, Diplostraca, Daphniidae.